This is a messenger RNA of Parnassius apollo (apollo), 2322 nucleotides long. The record is from the annotation of a GenBank genome assembly. NCBI's taxonomy places the organism in Eukaryota, Metazoa, Arthropoda, Insecta, Lepidoptera, Papilionidae.
AUGUUCUCGUCUACAAAUAAAAUCAAAUCGAAAGAAAAAUUAAGCAAAGUGUGCGUAUAUUUAGUGAAGAAUAAGUAUGCACCGAGGGCGAUUGCUUGUAGAUAUGGCGAGAAAAACAAAGUCAAAAAAUCACCAGUGAAGGAAAACGAAGAACUUUCAUCAUUGAAACCGGUGAGUGCAAAUAAUAAAUGGUCUCAGAAUGAUGACAACAAAGCUGCGAAAGAACAAACGGCGUCCUCGAUAACUUCACCUUCUACAAUAAUUAAUCCAGUUCUUCAAGAAAUUAACGCGAACAAUACACUCAGUACGUCUAGUAAUGUUGAAUCAAUGACCCAAUCCAAACAAACGCAAUAUUACAUUUCAACCCUGCACUCUGAUGAGAGUGAUUUUGAUGAUUCCGACUGUGACCCUCAUUUUAUUCCUGGUUCAACCAGUAAAGCUCCGAGUUUACUUCGAAGUGGUGCGACAAAAUCGUCAUGUAGUUCUUCGUCAAGUAGCUCUUCUUCCAGUAGCUCUUCAUCAAGUAGCUCAGAUCAGGAAGCUGAGAAUGCCUUAAGUUCCGUUGCAUCAACUAGUAGAUCAGCAAUUCAAACGGCUACAGAGUCAAAUGUUCCCUCAGAAGUGCAGCACAACAGAAAAGGCAAAAAGAGGACCGCCAAAAAGACGGGACCUUAUAGAGUCAAUGAAAUGACUAAUGAUAAAUUUUAUGAUCUUAAAUUACUUCAAGAGCAGUGGGGUAACAAUUUUAAUGUGAACACGGAUAGAAACCAAGUAAAAUGGCACGACAUUAAGGUGCUUCGUGUUGUAAAGGAACAUCCAAUGACUUUUUUCUAUAAGAAUUCUUACGAAGAUUCUUUAGAAGUACAUUUGCAAUAUCAUAAAGGAAACUUGUAUGUGAAAUGGGGCACGCAAAAUUCUCAGAAUGAUACAGACAAUAAUAACGGCACUAAACUGAAAAGUGAAACAACAGUAUCUGCGCCAGCCGACUCGAGUGACAAUACGAUUAACAAACCAAGUCCUGAGUUCCAGCAGCGAGCGACGCCGGAAACCUCAAGAACCUCAAGAACAAAAUUGUUAAAAGCUUUUUUGGAGGCCGGAAAAAUACUAGGGCAUCCAACAGUCGACUACAACGCACCAGAAGUUAUGGGAUUUGGCAAGGUACAAGUUACAAUAAGCAAUGGGCGAAGACAAAGUGCGGCCAAAGUAUUUCUGCAUAGACAGAAAAAUAGACCUAACUUACACAUUUUACCUGAAGCUAAAGCUACUAAAAUAUUGAUAGACCCUGUAACAAAAACAGCCUAUGGAGUCGAAUAUGUUCACAAAAACGUUUUACGAACAGCAACGGUACGCAAGGAAGUUAUUUUGUCAGCUGGACCUAUAGCGUCACCACAACUAUUGAUGCUUUCUGGCGUUGGACCCAAGGAACACAUGACUUUAGUUGGUAUUAAUGUCAUUAAAGACCUGCCGGUAGGCAGAACUCUAUAUGAUCACAUAUGUUUCCCAGGAAUUGUUUUUACAAUAAAUGAGACAAACGUCAGCUUACUUGAAUCUCAAGGAUUAAAUAUACCCGAUUUAAUAGAAUGGCUCAGAAACGGCGGUAAUCAAAUAUCAUCCCCUGGCGCUGUCGAAGGAAUUGGUUAUAUUAAAACACAUGUCUCAAAUGAUUUAGAGUUAGUACCCGAUAUAGAACUUAUAAGUAUCGGUGGUUCAAUCGUGUCUGAUGGAGGUCCAAGCGGUAGUAAAGCCGUACGCAGAGGAAUGAGAAUAAGAGACGAAAUCUUCAAUGGAGCCUUUGGGCCAAUAGACAACACAAAUACGUGGAGCGCAUUCCCAAUGUUACUCUAUCCAAAAUCUGUUGGUUAUUUAGAAUUAAAGGAUAAGAAUCCGUUUAGCCAUCCACGUCUAUACGGCAACUAUUUGACAGAUGCACGUGACGUGGCUACAUUCGUAGCAGCAAUUCGCCAUAUACAAGCGUUAGCGAAUACAGAGCCAUUCCAAAGAUUAGGAACUAAGAUAUAUCCAGCAAAAUAUUCAACAUGUAAUUCCUCAAAAUUUGACUCUGACGAGUACUGGGAAUGUGCAUUACGCACCCUUACAUCAACUAUCCAUCAUCAAAUAGCAACUUGCCGAAUGGGACCGGAAAGCGAUCCACUAGCCGUUGUAGAUCCCGAAUUACGAGUGCAUGGUGUCAAAAGGUUACGAGUUGUUGAUACAGGAAUCAUACCAAUGCCCAUAUCUGCCCACACUAGCGCACCGGGAAUGAUGAUCGGGGAAAAAGCAGCUGAUAUGAUCAAGAGUUUUUGGAAUAUAUACAUAAACUAG